ACUGCGCUUGCCGUUAAACCUCCACCCUCACCUCCCAAUUCUACACGUGAGUUCAGCAUCGAUCACGUAUUUUUCGUGAAUCCGAUCGAGCGUGCUCAUGUAACCUUCCUGAUGGCCAUCCUCAUUGCCUACAUCUGUUUGAUUGAAGUCAACUUUGAAUUCAAUGUUUACGAAGUCCCAUCCAUGAAUCGCGGUCCCUGGAGCGCACUCUAUUUGCACAAUUAUUGCACGUCGUAUGGAUACAGAGGUGGCCUAUGUUACGACCCCGUCUAUUGCUGGUACUAAACACUCUAGGUAUUGCUUAUUCGUGUAUGAGCCAGUUGAAGUGGAAUAAUAAAAUGUGG
Molecule: messenger RNA, 344 nt
Organism: Darwinula stevensoni
Lineage: Eukaryota; Metazoa; Arthropoda; Ostracoda; Podocopida; Darwinulidae
Source: the annotation of a GenBank genome assembly